This is a messenger RNA of Neodiprion fabricii, 1224 nucleotides long. Its product is annotated as tyrosine-protein kinase receptor torso-like. NCBI's taxonomy places the organism in Eukaryota, Metazoa, Arthropoda, Insecta, Hymenoptera, Diprionidae. Bases 365 to 952 code for a protein of 195 amino acids. The transcript has 5 exons. Gene Ontology annotation, molecular function: transmembrane receptor protein tyrosine kinase activity; ATP binding. Gene Ontology annotation, biological process: multicellular organism development; protein phosphorylation; positive regulation of kinase activity. Gene Ontology annotation, cellular component: signaling receptor complex. The record is from RefSeq and is a predicted model, not a curated record.
UUGCCGCUUCGGGAACUUGCACGACUACUUGUGGCGCUGCAGGUCAAAGUUCGUCGACGAAUUGAAUACCGACUCCGAGAAAAUCCAUGAAUUCCAUGCUGAUGCUGACCCGAUCAACGUUGAAACGAAUAGUACAAACUCGGCACUGCGUCAGAAUGAUACCACUUCGUUUGUGGAAGAUUCAUGUGACAGCAACGAUCAUCCAGGUACCAGUACAAGGGCGGAAGAUUUGGCCACCGACAGCAACUCGCAAUCACCGGAAAUUAAACCAUCGUCCAAGUACCCGGGUGAUUUCACGAAUGCGGAAUUGGAUCCGGUUCGCACGAAAGACUUGGUGUCUUGGGCUUGGCAGAUUUCCCGCGGCAUGCAAUAUCUUUCGGCUAAAAAGGUGCUGCACGGUGACUUGGCAGCCAGGAACGUACUGCUUUCCGAAGACAACAUCGUCAAGAUAUGUGACUUUGGCUUGUCCAAAUCCCUCCAGGAAGACGACAGUUGCAAGGACGAGGGAAACGACCCUCUUCCCGUAAAGUGGAUGGCCAUCGAAUCGCUCAAAGACGGAAUAUUUUCGGUAAAAUCGGACGUCUGGUCGUUCGGGGUCGUUUUGUGGGAAUUAUUCUCGCUCGCCAAAACUCCUUACCCCGAAGUGAACCCCGAAAACAUGUGCAAAACACUUAUCGAUGGUUAUCGCAUGAAGCAACCUAAGUACGCACCCAAAAGCAUUUAUCGGAUGAUGCUGCAAUGUUGGAAAGCAAAUCCAUCAGAUCGACCCUCUUUCGUUGAUCUUGAGAGCAGUAUCGGUGAUCUAAUAGAGGACGAAGUGAGAAUGCAUUACAUCGAGUUGUACAGUCGACGUUACAAGACGUACACCGAAAUCACGGAAUUCCGGAAUACAAGGACCCCCGAGAAUCAUGAUCCAAGCAUCCUACAGGAACCAAGCGAACCGCAUGAUUGACGUUUUAUUACCCAGGCUUUAGAUAAUAAAUUCAUUCGGUCAACAAAUGCAAUUUCUUACAAACUUCGCCUAACCAACUUUCACUAAAACUUCAAGAACCUAUCUUUACCCUUCUCACGAUGAUUUUACCAAACUUUUUCUGACUUCGGUGGAUCGUAUACUGAGAGAAAUUUUUAGUUCCGGUUACCGCUCAGUCGUUGACUAUUUUCAUUUUUUACCACAAUCGAAAAAUAUAGUUCUGGGUAGGAAAUGAAAAUUAGUUUUAUAUCUGU